AUGGCAAGCUCCUUUGAGAAGAGUGUCAAGGGUGGCACCAAGAUCAAGCUUGCGGCACCCAAAUCGAAAUAUGUCGAACACAUCCUCGUCGCGACGCAUGCUGGCGAAGCUGGUGUCGCUGAGAUCUUCCGCGCCCUUACCAAUCGAUUGCGCGACUCGACAUGGACCAUCGUAUUCAAGAGCUUGAUCAUCGUACAUCUUAUGAUAAGAGAGGGUGAACCCGAGGUUACGCUCAAGUUUCUCGCGCAAAAUCCACACAGAAAGUUGGCCAUCAACCAUUUUACAGAGGUACAGACCCAAGGACAUAACAUCCGGACCUACUCCGAAUACCUGCUACGCCGAGCGAUCGAAUAUGGCGCCACCAAAGUCGACUACGUGCGCGGCGGCGAGGGGCGUCUUAAGCGGCUCACUGUAGAAAAAGGCCUUCUUCGCGAGGCAGAGAGUGUGCAGGAUCAGAUACGAUCAUUGCUCAAGUGUCAGCCAUUCGACGAUGAACCGGAAAAUGAGAUUACCAUGACAGAGUUCCGACUGCUCACAAUGGAUUUAUUGGUGCUCUUCCAUGUUAUGAACGAGGGCACCAUCAACAUUCUCGAGCACUAUUUCGAACUAUCAAAGCCAGACGCAACGCGUGCCCUGGCAGUCUAUCGCACAUUCGUCAAGCAGACUGAAGCCGUCGUUCAGUACCUCAGUCUUGCAAGAGCGCACGAGCACUCGACAAGACUGGAGAUUCCCAAGAUCAAGCACGCUCCUACCAGUCUGGCGGCGUCAUUAGAAGAAUAUCUAAACGACAAGGACUUCGAGAUCAACCGACGGCAGUACAUCGCCGAGAAGGAAGCAAAGAGGAAUGGGGGCAAGCCUACGAAUGGCGCUAGCAAACCCGUGGAUUCAAAGCCUGCAGCUGCACCAUCGAAUACCACCAGCAGUCAACAGCCAGCGGCACCGGCAAAACCCUCUUCUAGCGCACCUUUGAUUGAUCUCUUUGCCUCACUCGAGGACAACCAACAGACUAUGGCCACGCAGCCCAUGAUGCAGCAGUACCCUCAACAAACAGGCUUCCAAGUUCCACAACAGACUGCGAACAUGGGUUUCCCUCAACAGCAGCAGCAACCUUUUCCGAUGCAGAAUGGGCAGAGCACCAACCCGUUUCAGAUGCAACAGCAACCACAGGCGCCACAGAUGCAGGCACCUCAAAUCCAACAACAGUUUACAGGUGCAGGCUUCGGAGGCUAUUCACCUCAGCCUUUCGGCGUGCAAAACACCAUGCCAUCGAUACCACAAAAUGGUAUGCCUGAUUACUCACAACAGCAGCAAAUGCAGAUUCCCACAAUUGCCGAACCUCUGCAGCCACAACAAACAUCAACAAAUCCAUUCCGACAGUCAAUGUUGCCUAGUACCGAACCCAGGAUGCUCACUAGCCCUACCAGCACAGGUUCGCUCAACCGUUCUUCCACAAAUCCGUUUGCAAAACACAAUACUGGAUUUUCACCACAGUCGCAAUCUCCUGUCAAUUCUCCGCCUUAUUCCAUGUCACCCAUCCAAGAGUCACCGUUUGCACCGAUGCAGCAGCAACAGCAGCAGCCCAUCCAGCCGUUACAACCAACGCCUACUGGCACGAACCCAUUCGCACGGCAGCCUUCGCCGCAAAGUGCCGCACCUCCACAGGGUGGCCUAACAGUGAAUGCAACGGGCAGUACCAACCCCUUCCGACAGAGCGCUUUCGUCAACCAGCAAACAGGUCAGGGCUGGCAAAAUGCAGGUAGUCAGGGAACAAUGGGGGGAAUGAACUUGGAUCAAGUACCUACCACAAGCGUCUUCCCACGACCGGGACAGCAGCAGCAACAGAAUUUCCUUGGCUAG
This is a messenger RNA of Alternaria atra, 1857 nucleotides long. RefSeq lists its product as uncharacterized. The record is from RefSeq and is a predicted model, not a curated record. Gene Ontology annotation, molecular function: phosphatidylinositol-4,5-bisphosphate binding; clathrin heavy chain binding; SNARE binding. The transcript is spliced from 5 exons. The coding region runs from base 1 to 1857 and encodes 618 amino acids. Gene Ontology annotation, biological process: clathrin-dependent endocytosis; clathrin coat assembly; vesicle budding from membrane. Lineage: Eukaryota; Fungi; Ascomycota; Dothideomycetes; Pleosporales; Pleosporaceae. Gene Ontology annotation, cellular component: clathrin-coated pit; clathrin-coated vesicle.